UGUAAAUUAUAUUAGCUAUUUUAGACUACAUAUAGGUAGUGUAUUCAAAUGAACUGUUUAUUUAUACCCUUGAGGUUAAAAUAAGAGAGAGAGAGAGAGAGAGAGAGAGAGGGUGCAUGGAGUGGAGAGAGAGAGAGAGAGAGAGAGAGAGAGAGACAGGACAGCACAGAUUGACAGAUAGAACAUGAAACAAUGGGCCUUUUAAAAUUUUUAUACAGAUACACAGAGAAAGGGGAAGAGAUUUGGAGAUGAAAUGAUAAAGAGAGAGAUUGGAGCGAUAGACACAGAGGAAGAGAGAUAGCAGUGGGAGAGAUAGAGCAAGAGAAAGUGAUAUUGCCAGCACACACACACACACACAAAAACCCCGGAAUUGUACAAUUUCUUCUUCUUUUUUUAAUUGGUGAAACAGAGAGAGAGAGAGAGAGAGAGAGAGAGAGAGAGAGAGAGAGAGAGAAUCGAGGGGCGGGAGGAGGGCGAGCGCAGAGAGAGAGAGAGAGAGAGAGAGAGCGUGUGUGUGUGUGUUUUUAUGAAUGAAGCACGGUGACUCAGGGAUGUGUCAUACAGAACGUCUUUAUAAAAGGAAGUUUUAAACAAGCCUAAACAUUUCACUGCGCGAAAAAUCACUUACACCACACACACUCGCAUCCCUCUCUCCCUCUCUCUCUGUCUCCACACCUCUCUCUCUCUUUUUUUUUGACCCUCUCCAUCCUUCCUAGUGUUCGCGUGUCUGUUCCAGGUUGGUGUGCUCAAAUGCUCUAAAGGGAGAAAUUAGACACUUCUGCACCCACUCAGGACCAGCUUCUUUUCCAUCUUCUCCUCUACUCCGUCCCUUUCCUCCUCUCUCUCUCUCUCUCUCUCUCUCCUCCUGUCUGACACGAACCGCCGCUCGGACACUGAAGAAGAAGAAGAACUAGAAGAAGUAGUAGUAGAAGAAGAAGAAGAAGAAGUUCGGAGCACGUGACAAAGAGCCGGAACUCCGUUUAUUUAUUCUUUUUUUUUUUUUACACUCUUAUUUAUUUAUUUAUCUAUCUAUCUCACUAUUUAUAUGCAACAUAUUUAUUAGCUUACUUCAAGGAUUCACACAAACAUGAAAUUGCUGCUCGACUCCUCCUCCUCUCUGCUCUUCUCCGUCCUAUUGGCUCAGCUGCCGUUGUUUACGUCGGCGCUUCCCGCCCACACGCGACGUCCUGACUUCGACAAGCUGACCAACCAGACAAGGCAUCUGCAGAAGAUGACCCACGACCUAAUAAAUGACCACAAGGGUGAACCGGUGAUCGACCACAACAGGUUCAAAUCUCUUCCAGCCAUCAGCAGCAGAGCCAAUGACCUUAGCUCACUGGAGUUGAAGCCUACACUUACUCAGCUCCAUGCCGAUUUCAAGACUUUUGAACACCAUUUCGAGUGGCUGAACAAGGUGACACAGAAGCACCAUCACCCCACGGCAUCAAAGCUAGGCGAAAUGAUCUCGCAUAUUAAGAGUCUCAUCGGCCUGUUACAUCGCCAGAUGCAGUAUGUGGAUGCCCCUCGGAUCGUCCUACCUCCUCUAUCCCUUCCUCAGCCCUCCUCCCAAUGGGAGAUGAAUCAGUCUUCACAGCUGCUUCUUCAGAGGUUCAGGCUUUUCUGUGAUUGGGCGGCGCGUGCUUUCCUCAGCCUCAAGUCCAAAACGCAGGCAUGAGGGUUACCAUCAACCUAUCAAGACCCACCAUUUCUACACUACAGCAAAUGGCAUCCUCUCCAGCCAUUCCUCUGUCCGUCUAUGAACUACCAGCCUGGUGCGUAUGUGAGCUGAUCAAAUGGCAGCAACGUUGGCGGCACUGAUCUGUAGUCAUUGGCACAUUGAAGCCACAGUGCAAAAAUGAGAACUCCACCUGUCUGCUACAGCUGUGAGUGUUUGGACUACAGCAACACAUCACUGCCAACAGCCUGCUUCUGAUCAUCUGCAUAAUUUCAUCUAAAUUUCACUUUCUUCUUUCGCUCUUCAUGUUUAAAAAAAAAAAAAAAAAAUCAACCUUUUCAUUAUUUAUGUAUUUAUUUAUUUAUUGAGCGGUUAUUUAGUUAUUUAUUUGGUGUCAUUAUUUAUUUGAUUAUUUGAGAGAAAAAAAACACCGUCAUUUUCUUUACCAGUUAUGUACAAGUUUAAAAGUAAAAUGUACUGUCUUGCUGUUUACCAUCUUUCUUUCCUAUAUUAUUGUCUUCUAGCCAUUUUUCCAAAAAUCUGUUGAUAUGCCUCCUAUUUAACAAAUUGUAUACUUUCUCAUAUCUCUCUCUCUUUUUAAAUUCGGGAGGCACGUGUUCACGAUUGUUAACUAGAUUGUUUUGCCACUAGAUGUAGCAAUAUUGCUGGGUUUGUAUGGUGUCUGUUAGUGUAAAAUGAUAAAUUAGCAAAUGUGGGAGGGGGGGGGGAGUGUCACAAAGCACUGACCUACACCAUUGCUGCCUUUUUUUAUCUCCUUUUUUUUUUGUCUCUUUCUUUGCACAGUAUAUUUGGGUUUGUGUUUUCGAUCCUCUGAUUCAGAAGAUGUGCUUUUUGACGACUAACCUGUUCUUAAGCAAUGUUAAAUGAAAGAAAAAAAAUAAGAAAAACAACCCAAGCCUUAAAAUACUAUGUAUUGUGAUAUCGUGAUUAUUUGGUAAUGUACAGGUGUACAUACAUCAUCCUGAAUGUAAAUUGUUAUGUACAGUGCAAAUGUGUAUUAUAUUAUAGUUUUCUAUGAUAUAAGGCCCCUUGCUCUGGCAAUUGUAUCGCAAUAUCGAAAUUAUUUUGUUUUGAUUUUUUUUUUUUUAGUAUUUUGAUAUACUAUUUAUUAUGUUUUCAUGUUAUUUAUUUUCACUGAAGAGAAGCAAGCCUUCUGUAAUUUUUAUACUUUUAUACUACUUAUAAUCAGACUUUAUCAUUGCUAUUGAAAUUUUUAUGUUCAACUGCAUUGCCUCACAUGAUGUAGGUGACAUUGCUGUUUGACAGAAAGAUGUCAAGAGUGUGUCAGAUACAAUAAUAAAGAGUUAAUAGCAACGAAUAUUGAAGCUUUAUUUUUUUCUUUCCUUUUGUCGUUUUCAGUAGCUAAAGGCUAAACCUAACAAAACGUGGCCUGUUUUAAUGCCAUCUAUUGAGGAACCACACUGAUUAAAUGAGAACCCUGAGACUAUAUCAGUUCAAUUAAAUCUUAUUCUUUUUGUAUAGCGUUGUUAACAAAGGACUGGCACCCUGUCCAGGGUGUACCCCGCCUUGUGCCAGAUGCUCCCUGGGAUAGGCUCCGGGUUCCCCGUAACCCUGAAAAGGAUCAGUGGUAUAGACGAUGGAUGGAUGUUAACAAAGGACACAGCUUUACAGAAAAAUAUCCCUAAUGAGCAAUCCAGAGGCGAUAGUGGCAAGAAAAAAAUUCAUUGAGAGGACAUGAGGACGAUACCUUGAGAGG
Messenger RNA from Ictalurus furcatus (blue catfish), 3413 nucleotides. RefSeq names its product interleukin 11a (gene il11a). Gene Ontology annotation, biological process: positive regulation of MAPK cascade; positive regulation of cell population proliferation. Bases 1088 to 1675 code for a protein of 195 amino acids. Gene Ontology annotation, cellular component: cytoplasm. Gene Ontology annotation, molecular function: cytokine activity; growth factor activity. The transcript has 5 exons. The record is from RefSeq and is a predicted model, not a curated record. NCBI's taxonomy places the organism in Eukaryota, Metazoa, Chordata, Actinopteri, Siluriformes, Ictaluridae.